AUGGAUCAAACCACCCAAAUCAAUGAUCCAUCAGGUGACGAAAUAGCAAAUGUGGUGUUAAAACAAUUCGACGAGUUACCCGCGAAGAGGAAACCGUUGAAUAGGGGAGAGGGAGUUAGGGAAUGGGUUCCGCUUAGUGGGAUUGUUGCUUCUGGUGAGAAUGGAUUAACUUGUCUUUCUCUUGCAACCGGCAUGAAAUGUCUCCCGCACUCCAAACUUCCCCAAGCACAAGGUAACGUCCUCCACGACUGGCACGCCGAAAUCCUCUGUCUCCGCUCUUUCAACCAUUUCCUUCUACAAGAGAUCCUCGCUCUCCUCUCCACCCCCUCAAUCCCCUCACAAUAUCUCCAACACCGUCUGCCGGAAACCAUCACACACGAUGCAUUCCAACCCUUCGAAUUAAAACCGCACAUCAAACUCUUCAUGUACUGUUCCGAAGCACCCUGCGGCGACGCAAGUAUGGAACUUACCAUGGCGGCACAAGAAGACGCAACGCCAUGGGCGUUACCCCCUCCUAACCCUGGGGCUGAAGACCAAGAAGAAAACAUCCAACUUCCCGGCCGAGCCAACUUCCAACUGCUCGGCCGCGUGCGCCGCAAACCAUCACGUCCAGAUGCACCUCCCACACUCUCGAAAUCCUGCUCCGACAAACUAGCAUCCACGCAAUACACAUCACUCCUCUCCUCUCUCACCUCCCUCUUCAUCUCCCCUCAAUACAUAUAUCUCCAAUCUCUCAUCCUCCCUAGCACCCAAAACAACACCAUAGGCUUCACACGGUGUUUCCGUACACGAUUAUGCACGCUCAAAAAGCGCAGUCAGGAGACGACUCAAAAAAGAAAAACCGGCUACGAAUACCACGAACUGAGUAUCCAAACCACCACGAAAGAAUUCAUCUAUUCCCGUCGCAGCGAAACGCAUACUGCAAAAACGCUAGAAUAUGUAAGUAGCAAUAUAUCCACAUCAUGGAUUCGUGGCGAUGGGAAAACAGGCGGCGAGACCCUGGUAAAUGGUGCGUUGCAGGGGAGAAAACAGUUUGAUGUGAGGGGUGCUAGUAGGGUUUGUAGGAGACGAGCAUGGAAGGUGGGAUUGGAGGUUUUGGGGAGGGUUGCGGCGAUGGAGGGGAUGGGGAAUGGGGUUGUAGAGAGGAUGAGGAGUUGCUUGGGGUCGGGGACGUAUAAGGAGAUGAAGGGAAGUGAGAUAUUGGGGGAGAGGAGGAGGGUUAAGGGGGAAGUUAGGGGGUGUUUGGGUGGAUGGGUGAGAAAUGAGGGGGAUGAUGAGUUUGGGGUUGAGGUAUCUUAG
Sclerotinia sclerotiorum 1980 UF-70 is the source of this 1299-nucleotide messenger RNA. RefSeq lists its product as hypothetical. Lineage: Eukaryota; Fungi; Ascomycota; Leotiomycetes; Helotiales; Sclerotiniaceae. The record is from RefSeq and is a predicted model, not a curated record. Gene Ontology annotation, molecular function: tRNA-specific adenosine-37 deaminase activity; RNA binding. The transcript is spliced from 3 exons. The coding region runs from base 1 to 1299 and encodes 432 amino acids. Gene Ontology annotation, biological process: tRNA wobble adenosine to inosine editing.